AUGGUAUUGGUCAUGGCGUCUCAGAACUUCUUCCAGCCUCUGUCUUCCUGGAUGUCUCAGGUUUAUGAAGCUCUCCAGCAAGCAAGUGACACAUUCUCUGCUUUGUUCAUGAACUUAAGCAAGCAAGAUUCUAAGAAACUGAAUGAUCAGGACUUGGAUGAUAUUCAGAGCCGGAAACCUUACGUUGAAGAUGAAGAACAAGGCAAUGAUUGGAGUCAAGGGGACAGAAAUCCCUUGUUUCUUGAAGUGGAUCAUUUCUCGUGUUUUAAUAGUGAUUUGCAGGAUUCCGCGCAAAGUUCAAGUCUCAGUACUGACCAGCAUGCGAUGGACUCACAUUCUGUAGUGUCCCAGUGGCCCAAUCAGACCCUUGAUGACCAGAGGCUGCAACAUGUGCUCUCUCCUAUUGCCGAGGAAGAACAUCACCUUGCAGAGUCAAGCAGUGGCCUUCAACAUGGCUUUGACAGUCAGCUUGCUGGUACUUUAGAAAAUGUUAAUGGAAAAAAGCAAGUGAACAGCUUUGGGGAUGAUGAGGAGCUGUCCACAUCGUCUGGCAGUGACGAGGAGGUGAUCAAGCAAUUUGAGAUCUCUGUGUCACGCUCGCAGAGUUUCCGUUCUGGAGGACCACCCGAGAGAAGAAAGCAGACAGGUUCGGAGCAGAAACCCAAAUUCAGCCGCGUGCUCGCGAACCAGGAAGAGGAUAGCACUGACGUGUCGGCAUGCGAAGAUUUGGAUGGGACCAGCCAACAGAGUUAUCCUGAGAAUCUGUCUUAUGGCGAAGAUGACCCCGUCCCUGCCCACUCACAGUCCACAGGUGAGAGAGGGCGUGUCAGACACCAUGGGACGUCUCAUCAGGAGACCUGUGCAAAUCGGAGCCUCUGGCGCCAGUCCACAGAGGGCAGCUUGGAGGCAGAGAGAGCAUUCCAUAACCGAGGCUUUGAAGACUCCUCAGCGUGGGGUCCCCAGGGACAGGAUGAAACCCACUGGCAGGGGCCACCUGUGGCCCUGCAUCCCAUCUCAAAGUGUGGUGACCUUGACGUCAUCUUCGAAUAUAAAGCUUCCAGCCAGAAACUCACAGUGACCAUUGUGAGAGCCCAGGGCCUCCCGGACAAGGACCGAAGCGGGGUCAACUCCUGGCAAGUUCACAUAGUGCUCCUGCCCAGUAAGAAGCAGAGGGGCCGGACGAGCAUACAGAGAGGGCCCAACCCCGUCUUCAAGGAGAAGGUCACCUUCUCCAAACUUGAGCCCCGAGAGGUGGCUGCCUGCGCUGUGCGCUUCCGCCUGUACGCAGCCCGCAGGGUCACCCGCGAAAGAAUGAUGGCCGAGAAGCUCUUCUAUCUUCGCCACCUGCACCCCAAAGGGGAAAUGAACGUGGCCCUGGUCCUGGCGCCCAGAAGUAAUAUCAGUAGUGGAGAGGCUCAGCUCAGCCCAUCUGCAGUUUCUCACAGUGACAGUGCUUCUUCUACGCAGUCCUUGUCCCAUGGAGGGCCGCCAGAGCUACUGGUGGGGCUGUCUUACAACGCUACAACGGGGCGAUUAUCCGUGGAAAUCAUCAAAGGCAGCCAUUUCCGAAACCUCGCUGUGAACAGAGCACCUGCUACAUAUGGCAAGCUCUUUCUGCUCAAUUCUGUGGGCCAGGAGAUGUCCCGCUGCAAGACGUCCGUUCGACGUGGCCAGCCCAGUCCUGUCUAUCAGGAGACCUUUAUUUUCCAGGUGACCCUCUUCCAGCUCUCUGAUGUUACAUUGAUGAUUUCGGUUUACAACAGGCGUACUAUGAAGCGUAAAGAGAUGAUUGGCUGGAUUGCUCUGGGGCAAAACAGCAGUGGCGAAGAGGAGCAAGACCAUUGGGAGGAAAUGAAGGAAACCAAAGGGCAGCAAAUCAGCAGAUGGCACACCCUGCUGGAGUCCUAGUUUCGCAACAGGCGUCUU
Messenger RNA from Echinops telfairi (small Madagascar hedgehog), 1926 nucleotides. RefSeq names its product synaptotagmin 16 (gene SYT16). Lineage: Eukaryota; Metazoa; Chordata; Mammalia; Afrosoricida; Tenrecidae. The transcript is spliced from 6 exons. Bases 1 to 1908 code for a protein of 635 amino acids. The record is from RefSeq and is a predicted model, not a curated record.